AUGUCCUUUGAACAAGCCAUCACCGUGACGCCAGUUGGCCCCUCACCUCUCGGCCAGCGGUACACGGCCCAUCUCCAAGACGAAUGGAGUAUAGGAAGGGUCCCCCAUGGCGGCUACACCGCCGCGAUACUGUACCGACUGGCGACGACGCAUUUCGCACACAUGCAUUCCACGCAGUUUCCAGAAAUGCCGGUCCCCAUCUCGAUGCAGAUCUCGUAUCUGCGACGGACAAGGGCCGGAGAAGCCCUUUUAACGGUUCAGGAUGCGAAAAUCGGCCGCAGAACAAGUACCAUCCACGUCACGCUGUCGCAGAGAAAAGGAAGCGACAACUCGGACAGCAGCAGCAGCAGCAGCAGCUCCGACUACGAGACCAAAGUAGCGGGGUAUAUCACUGUUAGUCCGCCGGGAGCAGAACAGGGAGUCUCUGCUCUGACGCGGUGGAGUCCCUCGCCGCCUGUGGUUAAAGGGACAGGACCGUCUGGAGAGGUGAAUCUGGCGGCGUUGGCUGCUACGGGGUCUGAUGGGGUUUGGAAACGGAGCACGCCGCCGUUUUCUGCGUUCCGGCGAGCGACGCAGCAUGCUGAUCUGUAUGCUCCGGGGAAAGAAUCGAAAGAAUCGAAAGAAUCGACAGGAUCGAAUUCUUCUUCCCAUGUUAUUGAUCAGUGGGCUCGGUUUUGUCCGUACGGUAUACUUACACCAUGGACGGACGAAGGCGUUGCGUUUUUGACUGAUAUCUUCCCUACGGCACUUGACGGGCUGCAAAGCAUUGCUUUGAAUUCCAGUGCUGAUGGUACUGGUGGCUCAUUCUGGUAUCCCAGCGUGACGUUGAACGUGGAGUUCAAGAAACAUCUGCUUCCCGGCAAGACGCAAUGGCUGUACAGUCGCGUUCAGUCGAAGGUGGUAUGCAACGGACGGACGGACAUUGAUGUCACGAUCUUGGAUGAAGAGGGGGACGUGGUUGCUCUCAGCACGCAGGUUGGAUUGAUCGUGAGUGCGAGUCGGAAUAUUGGUAAAUUGUAG
Messenger RNA from Penicilliopsis zonata CBS 506.65, 1020 nucleotides. RefSeq lists its product as hypothetical. Bases 1 to 1020 code for a protein of 339 amino acids. The transcript is spliced from 2 exons. The record is from RefSeq and is a predicted model, not a curated record. Lineage: Eukaryota; Fungi; Ascomycota; Eurotiomycetes; Eurotiales; Aspergillaceae.